Molecule: messenger RNA, 2430 nt
Organism: Alternaria ethzedia
Lineage: Eukaryota; Fungi; Ascomycota; Dothideomycetes; Pleosporales; Pleosporaceae
Exons: 4
Coding region: 1-2430 (809 amino acids)
Source: RefSeq, a predicted model, not a curated record
AUGGCCGGCAACACGGCUACCCUCGCGGAUGACUUCAACUCCUCCGACAUCGAGAUUCCGGAACGACAAGAUGAGUACGCACAUCUAGGCGGCGACUCAUUGCACCGGGCCCUCGCCCGAGCAGCAGAAGAUCGCGUCUCGAGCAAAAUUGCGUACAAACAGCGACCCAUCUACUACGGUUCCCCCAGGACGAAGAACGCGCAGGCCGUUUGGCGUAACCGAUUCCUUGGGUUCUUGAAGGACAGUCUGAACGUUGCACCAGACCAGAUGCCUACGAGCGAGCACAUUAUACGCUUCGCCUACGCAUACCCGAAGUACAUCGAAGGCCGCGGCCCCUCUGGAAUCAUGACCUACUCAAGCCUCUCUGAUGGCAUUGCCUGGAUCAUCAUCACCACGCAAGCCGCGCAUCCCGAGUUCAAGAUCAAACCAGGAGAAGCCACCCAGAUCAAGGCUGCAUUCGGCGAAAUGCUUGAACAGGGUCACAUAACUAAAGAUGAGAGUAGGGAGAAGAAAUGGAUGAGUGGACGCCUCGUGUUGUUCAUCGCCACCGCGUGGCUCCGCGAUGCUGCCAUGAACGGAUGCCGUAAUUGGGAUUUUGUUCUUCAAGGAGCCUUGUCUAUGGCUCUAAUGGUAUCAACAGGGGCUAGGUCGGGAGACCUUGCACAGUCGUCAUGCUUCAAGGGCAGAGAGUAUGCCAAAUGGGGUGACUUCACCGUGAGGCUCGUCACGGAUCAAGCAGGAUUCGAAGCACUCGAUUGUCUCGUUGAACUCCGCUACACAAAAGGCAACAAGGAUAGUAGCAACAUCGCACACUCGAUUAAGCUAGAGCUGCUGUCGCCACAAUUCAACGUAUGCGAUCCGAUCAAGCUUCUCGUCGUAAUGGCCCUCCGGAGCGGCAAUGUCGCAGAAACCUCGAUCGAGUCUCUCCUGGCCACAACCCGUGCACGGCAAAACAAGACGAUCUUGUGGAAAGAUCCUACACUGCCCAUAUUGAUGGCGGCGAAUGCUGGUCAUGCCCUCACUCACGAUUCCCCAGCGCCAGAAUCGCAACUGCGCACGGUUCUGCAGCGGGCUUCUUCCUUGGUAGGGUUGUUGUCAACCCCAGGGACGCAUGACAUCCGCCGCGGUGUAGCCUUCGAGGCCCACCACUUGCCGUCCACCAAAGAAACCUCGAGCCACGAGCGUGCCAGAAGGUUGAUGGGUCACACGAAUGCAGCUGCCCAGUCAGGCGUCACCCAGGACUACAUAGGUGGUGCGGUAUCAGGUCUCAUGGAAGAGCGCUUACAGGCCGACUGGACGAAGAUGCCGGCAACAAGGCUUCACGAACAGUCACAAUCAGAAUACAAGAAACCGAAAUUCAGCACGGAGGAGGUAGAAAAGUACCUCGGCAGCAAAGGGCCGGCGUCCCAGAAUGAUAAGAGGAGAGCAAGACGCCACAUGGCAAAGGCUCAUCGUGACGAAUGGGUCAAGACCAGCAGCCUGUCCGGAUUCAACCGUGUCGAUUCGGAAAAGGAGAACGAGGACUACAUCCCUAUAGAUCCACAGUUGACUCCGACCGUGUCAGCCCCGAAAAGGCGCAAGACGAACCCGCUGUCAGAAGCCGAUCAAAACGCCAUGACGCAUGCCCCAGCGCUGGCAGAGCGCCAGUAUGCAGCAGCACCGGCAUUCGAAGUUGACAUGGUGCAGAGCGAGAUCCCAGUAGAUCCGAUGUUGUCAGGCUUCGUGGAAAGCCUACUAUCAGAUAAAGUAUUCGACAUGAACAGUUACUCGGAAGACAUUUUCGAUCUCGAACCACUGGCCGCCGCAAACUCUCCGAAAGACCCGUAUGAAUCAACAUCCUCGAUUUCCACCGAGGAGGACCCCUUUACACUUUCGUGGAUCUCGUUCAUCGAACACUUCUCCAAGAUCAACAUCAGAUCAGCUCAGACUCUGGCAAUCAACGGAGGCAGCAAGGACUCUUCUAGCAUUUUUGGCAUGAGUUGCUCAAAAGGAUGCGGCUUCAGCGCAACAAUCAAUCAACGCAUGCAGGCGCACGAACUGUUUUGUAAAGGAAAACAAAAGUCGCAUGACAAGAACGUUCCUUGCACAACAAGCGGCUGCGACAAAAAGUUUACGGCUCUCAAGGGCAUGCAGAACCAUGUCCGUAGAAUUCACGACUUCAAGCCUUCGCCCUGCACUCGCAAGGAUGAGUGCGACCAGACUAUAGUGUACCCGACUUACGCAGCGAGGCAGAAGCACUACCUGGCGACACAUUGCUCGUACAAGCCGAGAACCUGUCCGCGCUGUGUAGGUACUCCUAAGGAGCACAAGAAGCUCCCCCAGGAGCAAGAUUUCCGCGUCCAUAUGGCGAAGGUGCACGGGUUGUCCAUGGCGGAGGUGGACAAGGUGCUAGCGGAGAACCUUGCUCCCACUGAGGAAGAGACCCAGUAA